Molecule: messenger RNA, 860 nt
Organism: Protomyces lactucae-debilis
Lineage: Eukaryota; Fungi; Ascomycota; Taphrinomycetes; Taphrinales; Protomycetaceae
Product: major facilitator superfamily domain-containing protein
Exons: 1
Coding region: 71-712 (213 amino acids)
Biological process (GO): transmembrane transport
Molecular function (GO): transmembrane transporter activity
Source: RefSeq, a predicted model, not a curated record
GGAAUCCUCGUGAACAGCUACAUGAAGUACCAGACCACCACACUGGGCAAGAGGAAGCAAGCCUGGCAUCAUGACAGAGCGACAACCAGAUGAGCUCGCCACCGUCGAGCCAGCAAAGAUCCUGGAGAGAGACUCUCGAGAACACGAAAAGAGAGAAGGCCCACUCAUUCUAACGAUGGAGCUCGAUGAUCCCGACCAUCCCCUGAAUUUCCACUUUGGUCGCAAAUGCUUUCAAGCGGCAUUGGUGACACUUAUGACAAUGAGUGCUGCCUUUUCAAGUUCAAUCUUUUCUGGCAGCGCGAUUGUCUUUGCCGACAUCUAUGAUUUGAGUUUCGAAGUGAGCAUCUUAUCGGUCGCGCUCUUCACCCUCGGCUUUGCUUUUGGGCCUCCUAUUUGGGGCCCAAUGAGCGAGGUCGUUGGUCGCAACAUCCCCUAUUGGAUUGCGUAUGGCCUAUUUGUCGCAUGCCAUUUCCUGGUAGGCUUUGCGCCGAAUGCUGCGGCUGUCUUGGUGGGACGCUUCCUCGAGGGUCUCUUCGGAUCGGUCUGCCUUGUCCUCGUCACGGCGAGUGUGUCGGACAUGUUUGAGCCAAAACAAAGGGGAUAUUUCACGGCUGCAGGUGUCGGUAUUAGUAAGAGCCCGAUCCCCAAGAAGGAUGCUAACCACCAGUCUUCGCAAGUCCGGCACUCGGGCCUAUCAUUGGAUCAUUCUUGACAGACAAUGUUGGCUGGAGAUGGACGAGUUGGCUUCUCUGCAUCUAUGCAGGCAUCCUCUGGAUUCUUUCUUUCUUCAUGCACGAAACAUACGUGCCCGUCCUUCUCAAACGUCGCGCCAUUCGCAUGCGUAAAGAAGGCCAUGACGU